UUAGGUAUGUCUCGAGUUAAUAACGGCUACCAGUUAAAAUGAAAAGUGACACCGAAAACGAGAGCACACAAAACAGAGGCAAAGAAGAGAGAAGCAAGCGAUCGAAAAAAAUACCGAUACCCCUGUCACCCAGAGUGAAACAGCGGAUGCUGAUCCUCACUAAGAGGCUUAGAUCUUCGAGAAACAAGAUUACUACCAGGAGGGAAAUCAGGGAGCUAGCCAAGGUGCCUCUUCCAAGUACUUCGUCCGACGAACGGCACACGCCAGAUAGGGACAAUUUUCUAUUGACACGAUCUGUGUCAGAUACUGAUUUAUCUUGGCAAAGCGCGGAGAAUUUGACGAAGGCUUCCGCUAGGAGUCACAGUGUUGGGUACUCGUCAGCAUUGGAACGCACAAAAUCGCUAGAGGACUUUUCGGACAUGACUGCUUAUGGUGAACUUAUCAUGGACCAGCCUCCAAACACGUCCAAUGCAAAUCAGUCCACCAGCAAACCAAAGGACCACUUAUACAAAAUCUUGGUAAUAGGAGACCUUGGUACAGGAAAAACUUCAAUAAUAAAACGCUACGUUCAUCGAUUUUUCACGCAGCAUUACAGAGCUACCAUCGGAGUAGAUUUCGCGUUAAAAGUACUCAACUGGGAUGAAAAUACUCUCAUAAGGCUUCAAUUAUGGGAUAUAGCAGGCCAGGAACGUUAUGGAAACAUGACAAGAGUAUAUUACAAAGAAGCUGUAGGAGCUUUCAUAGUUUUUGAUGUGACACGUAAGCCCACUUUUGAAUCUGUAGCAAAUUGGAAGGCAGAUCUCGACAGCAAAGUCCAGUUACCUGAUGGAUCAAAGAUUCCCUGCGUUCUUUUAGCAAAUAAGUGUGAACAGCCAAAGGAAGGAAUUGCUAGCAGUCCAACCAAGAUGGAGGAAUAUUGCAGAGAAAAUGGUUUCCAUGCUUGGUUCGAGACUUCAGCUAAAGAUAAUAUUAAUAUAGAUGAAGCAGCUAGCUGUCUUGUAGAAAAAAUAUUAGCCUAUGAUUCAGUCAUAAACAGUGACUCAAAGCGUUCCUCAGAUCAAUUUUCUUUAAGACGAGAUAGUGAUGGAAACUCAUCAUCCAGAAGAAGUUGUUCCUGCUAAAAAAAGAGCUAAACCACAUUGUGUAAUAUUACUUUAUUUUUAAUAGCAAAUACUAUUGUUCAAUUCACUUCUUAAACAGAUCUUCUCAUAUGUAAAUAGUACCCACUAAUCGCAAAACAAGUACUGUUACACCUAUCUCAUAAUGGAACCAACAUAAUUCUUAGAAAGUUCAAGAAUUGUCUAAACCUAUACCGCACACAUCUUAUGGAGAAUAUAAUGUCAAUCAAAUGCAAUAAAAUUUACAUGAAUAGAUUCGUCUCGAAAUCACAAUCAUUUCAUAUCGUUGCGUCAACUCUGAAUUAUGAUUAAUAACAUAAUAUAAAUUGUAAUUAAAGUUUAUGGGAAUAGCAUUUUUGAAGUCUAUAAAACUGUCAUUCAUAAAUUAUAAGUCGAUUAGAGGAACUAUAAACUUUUGUACAACUGAUCAAAUUAUACACACUAUGAGAUAAGGGUAAGCCUAUGUCUUAAUACCUGAAGAAAGAUUUAUGAACUGGUGAUUUACAAAAUCUUUUUUCUCUCUUUGACACACGUACAUUCAAAUUUGAUUUUAGAUUUAUUUAUAUCAAUUUACGCCAUUAUUAAUCAAAAUUCAGAGUUGGCGUAAUGAUAUGAAAUGAUUGUAAUUUCCAGACGAAUUUAUUCGUGUAAAUUUUAAAUUUUAAAUUUUAAAAAUAAAAAUUUGAAUUGUAGAGAAACACUCAUUGAUAUUUUUCUUACCACAAGUUAUAAACAGUAAGUUUGUUUAAUAAUUAAACAUUUUUUUCGAAUUUUCUUGCCAAGUUUUUGGUUUUUAAACCUUUCCGAAUGUAUUGCAUUUGACGAUUAUUAUCAAAAACACAGAGUCUUAGUUGAUAUGGAUACGGUUUUAGUAUAUUUGGAAUAUUUGGCAUAUAGCAGGUCUGCAAAAUCUACCAUCGUCUUAAAAACUGUAUUCUUCUGGAAUAUUUUUAGAAUUGAUUGUUGUGGAGGCUUUCCUCUACAGUUUAACAUUAAAAUGUAUUUAUUCAUGAGAUAAAUUGUUCCUAUUAGAUCUUUUAAAUGAGAUAAUUAUUGUUUUAUUGCCUUAAGUGACCUAGUAAUACAACCUGAAUACUCCAGGCUUCUCCAGCCAAUAUACAAAUACAACCACAACUGAAAUAACUUGUAAAUGUACUUGUUUUGCAUGUGGUGUAAGAAAAAGUUAGUAUGUACUUAAAUAUACUUUUUUCAAGUUUUGGAACCUGGUCUUUUAGAUAAGAUUGUAGACAGUUUUCUUUGUAUUCACUAAUAGAUAAGUACUCUACGUAGAUAUAUCGUUCAUUAUAUUUUUUAUCACUAUUUUAAUAGUAAAGAAAUGUUUUUAAAAA
This is a messenger RNA of Diabrotica virgifera virgifera (western corn rootworm), 2467 nucleotides long. RefSeq names its product ras-related protein Rab-38 (gene Rab32). Lineage: Eukaryota; Metazoa; Arthropoda; Insecta; Coleoptera; Chrysomelidae. The record is from RefSeq and is a predicted model, not a curated record. The transcript is spliced from 5 exons. The coding region runs from base 39 to 1121 and encodes 360 amino acids. Gene Ontology annotation, biological process: phagosome-lysosome fusion; endosome to lysosome transport. Gene Ontology annotation, cellular component: trans-Golgi network; Golgi apparatus; phagocytic vesicle. Gene Ontology annotation, molecular function: GTPase activity; GTP binding.